This is a messenger RNA of Symbiodinium pilosum, 1563 nucleotides long. The record is from the annotation of a GenBank genome assembly. NCBI's taxonomy places the organism in Eukaryota, Dinophyceae, Suessiales, Symbiodiniaceae.
AUGGGUGCAUGCGGUGGCAAGACUCCAGCAGCGCGAAGCCACAGCCUGCACGUUCCCCAGGACGACAAAGCCCAGGUCAAUGGAGGCUACCCAAGUGACAGCGGCACAGGGUCCACCAACUCCAAACAGAUGAAGGCCGACGGCAUCAACCGCAAGCAGUUCAUCUUGAGCAACCCUGGCAAGAUCACGGACUUUUACAAGAUGGCAAACAAGGUGGGCGAGGGCACCUAUGGCUCCGUGUCUGUUGCCAUACACCACCACUCCCACGUGGAGCGUGCCGUCAAAGUCAUGUCCAAAGGCAACAUCAAGCACGUCCAGCGCUUCAUGCAGGAGAUUGCCAUCAUGAAGUCCAUGGAUCACCCGAACAUUAUCAAGCUUUUCGAGACAUUUGAGGACAGAAAGCAAAUUUUCCUGGUCAUGGAGUACUGCUCUGGAGGCGAACUCUUUGACCGCAUCAUCGAGGCCGGCCACUUCACCGAGAAGGACUGUGCCAUUGUGGUACAGCAGAUGCUGUCCGCUGUGCUGUACAUGCACACCAGCGGCGUGUGCCACCGAGAUCUCAAGCCAGAGAAUUUCCUCUUCUUGACAAAAGGUCCCAUUGACAAGAACGUGCUGAAGAUUAUCGACUUCGGCUUGUCCAAAGCUUUCGAAGAGGGCGUCAACAUGACCACGAAGGCCGGAACUCCGUACUAUGUGGCGCCGCAGGUUCUCCAGGGCCGGUACGACAAAUCGUGUGACAUCUGGAGCUGCGGCGUCAUCAUGUACACAAUGCUGUGUGGGUAUCCUCCCUUCUACGGGAAGACAGACCAGGAGGUCUUGAGCAAGGUCAGAAAAGGCGCCUACACAUUUGACAGCAAAGACUGGAAGUUUGUCUCUGAGGACGCAAAAAAGCUCAUCAACCAGCUGCUGAAGUUGGAUCCAGAGCAGAGAUACACGUCCAAGCAGGCGUUAGCAGACCCCUGGAUCGAGCAGCGAGCGCCGCGGGCGUCCAAUGUGUCCCUGCAGGGCGAUCAGCUCUUGAACCUCCGAUCGUUCAGGUCGCAAAACCGGCUGAAGAAGGCCGCUCUGAACAUCAUCGCAGGACAGAUGAACGAGUCGCAGAUCUCAGACUUGAGGGAAGUGUUCAAAGCCUUGGACAAGAAUGGGGACGGCUUCUUGACUGCUGAGGAGCUGCGAGACGGCAUCACCAGGGCAGACAUUAAGCACAAGGACAUUGACCUCGCUGCGAUAAUGGAAGGCGUUGACGCCGACGGCAGUGGCCAAAUUGACUACACUGAGUUCCUGGCAGCAACGUUGGACAAGAGACUGUACCUGCAGCGUGAUGCCUGCUGGGCCGCCUUCAGCGUCUUCGACCAAGAUGGCAAUGGCCUCAUCACCGUGGAUGAACUGAAGCAGAUUUUGGAGGAGGGUAGCAUGGAGGAAGUGCUCGAUGGCCGGACCUCUGAGGAGCUACUGCAGGAGAUCGACAAGAAUGGCGAUGGAUCUAUUGAUUUUGAGGAGUUUAUGGACAUGAUGGAGCAGCGUGGCGGCACAGAAGGCCCUAGUGAAAGCGGACUACUGUAG